GGCCUUAGUCUUGUCGGAGAAUUGCAGCAUUGUCAACUACAGCGAUGCCGCCACAAAUCAAAGUCGGAGCAGCACCGGGUUUAUUGAUCGAGUUGGAGGAGGAGAAGGCCCAGGAUUCUCAUUUCACAUCGUCCGGAGUCAAUCAACCAACCCCGCCGUCGUAUCAGAUGUGGAAUCCCGGAUGCUCAGAUAGACACACCCCCUUUGUCUGCAACGUCGCUGUCGCCCCACGGGCUUAAAUUCACGCCACGGUUCAAUUCAUCUACCCGGGUGGGCGUUAUUCAUACAGCGAAAUCAUGGGUAGCAGCGUUUCUCGACGUUUGUUGUGAUCUGGGCGGUGGGCAGUGUGAAAUUCCUGUGAAAGGCGGGUUGGUUUCGGCUAUUGGGGACGAUCCUAACGCUUCGAUGAUACAGUGCACAGCGAUGGUGGGACUUGGGGCUUGACCUUUUUGGUCGUGGGGUCGAAUUCAGUCUUCGCCUUUGGUUACCAUCUGCAGCUCGUCGUCCGCUCGCCUGUGGAGGAGUGCGAUGGCUGUGGACAUGGCGAGGGUUUGCUGUGCUUCGCUUCUGGAAUUUGCUUCCUCUUUUUAAAUUUCUUCGUUGAUCUUUGUACAAUAGCUCUCAGGUCCGAGUGUUCAGUGUGCGCAAACAUGUGGAUGUUUGGAUUUCGAGGGUAUUGUGGGCGAUUGCAAUCACCAUGUUAGUGGGCCGAUCCUAUGGCAGCUUAAUUUAGGUCUUUGUAGUCGAGUGAGUACUGCUCUCAUUCAAGUAAUGUGAGUCGAGGUGAUACAGUUACCGAAACGCAAACUGCCGGUGCUUAUUCGGGAAGGGCUUUGGUGUCUGUUUUUGACGAGAUAGCGUGCAGUACACGAUGGGAGCCUGUGAGAGAUGAAGGUGUUUCUUCUUUUGCAGAGUUUGUCGCAUCUUUUGCUUUCUCAGCUGCAAGGAUCGGGCUCUAGAGGACGGUCACAGCCGGUUUUCCUUAGACGCCGUUACGUGCUUUGACCAUGGCCAGAUGAGGAAUCUCCUUGUAUUUGUUGGUUGAGAAGGUAUAUCUCAGAAACGAUGUACCGAUGGUUUGGAGGACCUAUGAAUUCUAUUGCACAAUUUUGCAGUCUCGCAAAGUAGUACUGUUAGAAGGCAGAUUUCAAGGUUUGUUGAGUAUGGAAUCGUUUUUAGGCACCAGAAUAGCUGUAGUUGACGACGUGAGGUUGUGUGCCGAUUUGAAAGGAUUUUUCUUAGCGAGUGGAGGAAUUUCGGACUGGUUUUCUAUCAACCUUAGGAAGACAGUGAUCGCUAGACGUACGUAGGUGAUAUAGCAGAGUUAACUUGAAGCUGGAAAAGCCCACGCCUGUAGAACAUCUCACAAAUGGCGCAGAUGGGACGAGUAUGCCCAAUUGUUGUGACGUUUCUCGUAACAAUCAUCUUCGCGCAAGUGCAUCCAGCAUCAGCGCAGGAUACCGAAACGCAAUGCUUGCUAGAUUUUAAAAAAUCUGUUUCCGAUCCACGAAGCCGUCUGGUUACAUGGUCCGACGCCAAUGUGAGCAGUAUUUGUGAGUGGGUCGGCGUCACGUGCUUCAAACUUUCUACAGUGCCCGUGUACAGACUCGAGUUGUCUGGCUUCGGGCUUUCAAGCGGCUGGCCAGCUGGACUCCAAAACUGUCGAAGCCUUGCAACGUUGGAUUUGUCCUACAACUCCUUCACGGGGCCUAUCUCUACUACGAUUUGCGAUGACUUACCGAACUUGGUGAACUUGAACCUCCAGCACAAUCGCCUAGGAGGCUCCAUACCUGCAGGGUUCGGUGAUUGUAAGUAUCUCAACGACUUGGUUCUGAACGACAAUGAUCUUGAGGGGGAGAUUCCAGGGCAGGUUGGGAACGCUCCCCGUCUUUCCCAUUUCACUGUGGCAAACAACCAGUUAGAAGGCAUGAUUCCAGCCACGUUAGCCAACAAGGUCUCGAAUGGGCCUGGAAUCAAUGCAUCAAGUUUCGCCGGCAAUUCGUAUCUAUGUGGGGCACCACUUACGGGAGCUUGCAGGUCGAAACCCCGGAAGAAAUCGAAUUUAGGCGCAAUCGUCGGUGCCGCUGUGGCGAGCGUUUGUGGAAUGAUGCUGCUAAUAGGGGUUCUCAUCUGGGUUUUGAGGAGGCGGUUUUUGAAAUCUCAGGUUGAGGACUUGAAAGGGGAUGGUGGAUGGGUGCGAAGGAUUCGUAAACCUAGAGCCAUCACGGUGUCGAUGUUUGAUAAUCCGAUUGGGAGGAUUAAGUUUACGGAUCUUAUGGAAGCCACAAACGAUUUCAGCAAGUCCAAUGUCAUUUCAACCAACCUCGCGGGGACUAUGUACAAAGCCUCAUUCCCGAACGUUGCAGUCAUGGCGAUCAAGCGGCUGCAAGUGAGCUCCCAAAACGACCGGACAUUCAAGGCAGAGAUGGAGACUCUUGGUCAUCUGCGGCAUCGCAAUUUGGUGCCCCUGCUCGGAUAUUGCGUGGCAGGGGGUGAGCGCCUUCUCGUGUACAAACACAUGCCCAAUGGAUCUGUUUGGGAUCGCUUGCACCCCGCAUCCGGCAAAUCGUUCUUGAGUUGGCCUGAACGCGUGAGAGUAGCAACUGGAGUCGCACGAGGGUUAGGGUGGUUGCACCAAACUUGUAAUCCUCGUAUUCUGCAUCGAAAUGUCAACACGAAAUCUAUACUUCUCGACAGUGACGACGAGCCGAGGAUCACCGACUUUGGCUUUGCGCGUCACAUGAAUCCCACAGACACUCAUGUGAGCACCUUUGUCAACGGAGAUUAUAGAAAUGUCGGAUAUGUUGCUCCUGAAUACGUUCGCACACUCGUAGCCACUCCUAAAGGCGACGUUUACAGCUUUGGCGUCGUACUUCUGGAGCUUGUGACCCGUCAGAAGCCUGUGGAUGUCGUCCCAGUCACUGGAAGCUUCAAAGGGAACCUGGUCGAGUACGUGAACAUGCUAUCUUCUUCGGGGAAGGCAGCUGAUGCAGUGGACUCCUCAUUGAGAGACAAUGGCGUCGACGACGAUGAAAUUCUGCAAAUCCUCAAGGUUGCAAUCUCAUGCGUGGCGGUAGAACCCAAGGACAGGCCAACUAUGUUCGAGGUUUACCAACUUCUUCGUGCGAUUGGACAGAAGUAUAACUACACUGACUCGUUCGCUGAGCUUCCGACGCUGGGCGACUCCAACGGAGUUGAUGCUGUGAAAUAAAGGUUCGAGGAUUCUCUACAUGGCUUCGAAGUCUUGCGACUCUCCUCGAAAAAUAUGUCGACUUUCAUUUGGUUUGAUCUUCACUCGUGGAUUGAACUUGUCGACGUCCAAUUACAGGAAUCUUUGAAUGUGAGUACCCCAGAGAAACGGUGAGAAAGAUUUUUUCAGUGUAACUUAGAAACUCUUGUGACUGCAAUGUCUAUUGCAAGGUAUUAUCUAUGAAUCAGUAACACAUGUGUUGCACCGCAAUCUACUCAUGGUGGGUUGGCAACAGAAUGUGGCAGUCAUAGACCCCCAGGGAAUAUAGGUGAGAAGAGCCGCGUCCAGCGAGCGAGUAGAUAUUUGCCAUUCCAAGGCUUACUAAAAUAUCAAGCUAACAGUGGAAUAGACUCCUAAUCCGUAUGCAAGCUAUAACGAUAUAAAUCUGCUGAGACGAGAUUUUUUUUGUAUAAAGUUGCAAUUGCUCGUUCUAGCAACGAAA
This is a messenger RNA of Physcomitrium patens, 3692 nucleotides long. Its product is annotated as probably inactive leucine-rich repeat receptor-like protein kinase At5g48380. Gene Ontology annotation, biological process: protein phosphorylation. The record is from RefSeq and is a predicted model, not a curated record. Gene Ontology annotation, molecular function: protein kinase activity; protein binding; ATP binding. Lineage: Eukaryota; Viridiplantae; Streptophyta; Bryopsida; Funariales; Funariaceae.